CUCCUCUGCCAGGCAGCUGAGAUCCCCAGGGGAGAAAAAGAUGGUGCGAAGGAGGCAAAGGAGUCCAACACCACAUGGUGGCCAAGCCGUGAGCAGAAACACCCCACAGGGAAUGCCAAGCAGUGCAACCUGACCGGCUGGUGGAAGAAUGACCUGGGCUCCAAGAUGCACGUGACCACGGUUGACCAACAGGGCAACUUCACUGGCGAGUACAUCACUGCUGUGUCGAGCACGCAGAAACCCAUUGAGCCAUCCCCCCUCAUCGGCUCCCAGCACUUGGACAAGGAUGGGCAGUGCACCUUCGGCUUCACCGUCAACUGGAGGAAGUUUUCUGACUCCACAGCUGUAUUCGUGGGACAGUGCUUUGCUGAGGAUGAUGGGAAGGAGGUUCUGCAGACUUCCUGGCUGCUGCGGGAGAAGGUUGACUCCCUGCCCAGCGACUGGAAAGCCACCAGGACUGGCCGCAAUGUCUUCACUCGGAUAGGAUGA
Molecule: messenger RNA, 489 nt
Organism: Antrostomus carolinensis (chuck-will's-widow)
Lineage: Eukaryota; Metazoa; Chordata; Aves; Caprimulgiformes; Caprimulgidae
Product: avidin
Exons: 4
Molecular function (GO): biotin binding
Source: RefSeq, a predicted model, not a curated record